This is a messenger RNA of Girardinichthys multiradiatus, 686 nucleotides long. It is a transcript of the gene dnajc15, whose product is annotated as DnaJ (Hsp40) homolog, subfamily C, member 15. The coding region runs from base 35 to 481 and encodes 148 amino acids. Lineage: Eukaryota; Metazoa; Chordata; Actinopteri; Cyprinodontiformes; Goodeidae. Gene Ontology annotation, biological process: protein import into mitochondrial matrix. The record is from RefSeq and is a predicted model, not a curated record. Gene Ontology annotation, molecular function: ATPase activator activity. The transcript is spliced from 6 exons. Gene Ontology annotation, cellular component: PAM complex, Tim23 associated import motor.
CAUGAUGUACUUGGUGUGACAUCAGAGAGGCAACAUGGCGAACAACGGGGGAGCGUCAGUGGAUGAAAUGAUGCGAUAUACUGAAUAUUCACCUAAAACAACUGUUAGGAGUGACGCAGAGAUAGAUAGACGGUUGGGAGGGGCUCUGAUUGCAGUUGGUCUUGGUGUUGCUGCUGCGGGUUUUGCAGGCCGUUAUGCAUUCCAGCUUUGGAAGCCACUGGGCCAGGUUUUCUCUGAAACGGUCAAGAAGAUGCCCACAUCGGCUUUCUCGUCUUAUUACAAAGGAGGUUUUGAGCAGAAAAUGUCGAGGCGGGAGGCAAGCCUCAUUCUGGGUAUCAGCCCAGCUGCCACGAAGGCUAAAGUACGUGAGUCACAUCGGAGGAUCAUGGUCCUAAAUCAUCCAGAUAAAGGUGGCUCUCCAUAUCUUGCUGCAAAGAUCAACGAGGCCAAAGACCUAAUGGAAAAGGAAACACGCCGAUGACAAUUGCUCGUAGGAAACAAAGUACAGGUUAAGAAUCAAACACGUGGAGAUGGUGCUCCUUUAUUUAUAUGAAGUGUUGAAAGAAAAUAAACUGGUUGGAAAAGGUGUAAAGUCGCCCUCUAGUGGUAGCUAAGUAAAAUGCUGUUUAUGUGAAUGUACAUACAUCACCAUGUAAGAUGUUCAGUAAAGAUCUGCUUCAACAACA